CAAAUGCCAAACAUCCUACACCAACCCAAAAAAUUUGUCUAUUUUUUAUUUGGUUAACUAUAGUCCCUCUCACUCUCUCCCAACCUUUAGCACUUUGUAGUGAAGAAAAUAAACAAAAAAGAAGAGAAGGUAUGUGCAAUCCCAAGCCGUCUUCACCUUCCUCCUUUAUUCCUACCAAUAAAAACCAUUUCAUAAACCCCAACAAAACCACGGUCGUUGUUGAUGAUGAAGACGACCUGGAUAGAUGGCCGAAUAUCUCCGAGGGCGUUGAAGAAAUGAAGGAGAUAGGGAAGAUAUCAUGCCCAACGGCGAUGACAGGGCUUAUACUAUACUCACGAGCCAUGAUAUCAAUGCUAUUCCUGGGUUACCUGGGCGAGCUGGAGCUGGCCGGUGGGUCCCUGUCGAUCGGCGUGGCGAACAUCACCGGGUACUCCGUUAUCUCCGGGCUGGCCAUGGGCAUGGAGCCCAUCUGCGGGCAAGCCUACGGCGCGAAGCAGAUGAAGCUACUGGGGCUGACCCUGCAGCGCACGGUGCUCCUCCUGCUCUCCACCUCCAUCCCCAUCUCCCUCAUGUGGCUCAACAUGAAGCGCAUGCUCCUGUGGUGCAACCAAGACGAGGAGAUCUCCUCCGUGGCCCACACCUUCAUCGUCUUCGCUAUCCCUGACCUCUUCUUCCUCUCCCUCCUCCACCCUCUCCGGAUCUAUCUCCGCACCCAGAGCAUCACAUUGCCCCUCACCUACUGCUCCUGCGCCUCCGUCCUGCUCCACGUCCCCCUCAAUUUCCUCCUCGUCAACUACUUCCACAUGGGCGUCGCCGGCGUCGCCCUUGCAAUGGCGCUCACCAACCUCAACCUCGUGCUGCUCCUCUGCUCCUACGUCUACUUCUCCGGCGUCCACAGGGCCUCCUGGGUCUCCCCCUCCCUCGACUGCCUCCGCGGCUGGCCCUCCCUGCUCUCCCUCUCCGUCCCCACCUGCGUCUCCGUCUGCCUCGAGUGGUGGUGGUACGAGCUCAUGAUAAUGCUCUGCGGCCUCCUCCCCAACCCCAAGGCCACCAUUGCCUCCAUGGGGAUCCUCAUUCAGACCACCUCCUUCAUCUACGUCUUCCCCUCCUCCCUCAGCCUCGCCGUCUCCAUCCGGGUCGGCAACGAGCUCGGCGCCAGCCGUCCCGCCAGGGCGCGCCGCGCCGCCGCCGUCUCGCUCGUCUGCGCCGCCGGCCUGGGCGUCGCGGCCAUGGCCUUCGCCACGCUCAUGCGGGGCCGCUGGGGGCGCCUCUUCACCGACGACGGGGCCAUCCUCGAGCUCACCGCCGCGGCAUUGCCGAUCGCCGGCCUCUGCGAGCUCGGGAACUGCCCGCAGACCACCGGCUGCGGCGUGCUGCGGGGCAGCGCAAGGCCGACGGUGGGGGCGAAUAUCAACCUGGGCUCGUUCUACUUGGUGGGGAUGCCGGUGGCCUUCGUCAUGGGGUUUUGGCUCGAGAUGGGCUUCGCCGGCCUGUGGAUCGGCCUGCUGGCGGCGCAGGCGUCGUGCGCGCUGCUCAUGCUGCUCGUGCUCAGCCGCACCGACUGGAGGGCGCAGGUGGAGAGGGCCAGAGAACUCACCACCGCCACCGCCGCCACCGCCACCACUCAGAAUUGUUUGCCGCUUUCCACAGCGGAAAUGGCCACCAUUGAUAAAAAGAGUCAUGUGCAUAAUCUUGAUGAGAUCUUAUGUGCUAACGCUGUCGAAACGGAUCCUCUCAUCAUCGCUACUACACAAACUCCGCAUUGAAUUAGGGUAGCUUCAUUUUUUUUUUCUCUGUUUUUUUUUUUUGUUUUUUUUUUUGUUUAAGGGUACGUCAUGAUGAGGAGAGGCUUUGUGAAAAAUUCUUGAAUUGAACUAGUAGUACUUGCUAGCUAGUGUUUUGGGUUUGUACCGUUUUACAGUGUAGAGAUGUUUUAUUCUGAUA
Molecule: messenger RNA, 1944 nt
Organism: Salvia miltiorrhiza (redroot sage)
Lineage: Eukaryota; Viridiplantae; Streptophyta; Magnoliopsida; Lamiales; Lamiaceae
Product: protein DETOXIFICATION 48-like
Exons: 2
Coding region: 132-1766 (544 amino acids)
Biological process (GO): xenobiotic detoxification by transmembrane export across the plasma membrane
Cellular component (GO): membrane
Molecular function (GO): xenobiotic transmembrane transporter activity; antiporter activity
Source: RefSeq, a predicted model, not a curated record